Prunus armeniaca (apricot) is the source of this 1536-nucleotide messenger RNA. Lineage: Eukaryota; Viridiplantae; Streptophyta; Magnoliopsida; Rosales; Rosaceae. The record is from the annotation of a GenBank genome assembly.
AUGUGUGGUGCUUCUCUUUGGCUUUGCAUUGGCAAAUACCAAAGCCUGCUGCAUUGGGAAAAACCUUCUCUACGCAUUGAUUGCCCAAAUCUGAACAGGGCCAGUUUUGAUUCUCUUAUACCAGAUUUCAUAUUUGGCGCUGCUACAUCAUCUUACCAGGUAGAAGGUGCUGCAAACGAAGAUGGUAGAGGACCAAGCAUAUGGGAUUCCUUCACCCACAACCAUCCAGAAAAGAUCGCUGAUCGAAGUAAUGGAGAUGUAGCUAUUGAUGAAUAUCAUCGCUAUAAGGAGGAUGUGGAGAUUAUAAAGAAUAUGUCCAUGGAAGUGUACAGGUUCUCUAUCUCAUGGUCCAGAGUGUUACCAAACGGAACCGGUCAACCUAACCCGAAGGGAAUCGAAUACUACAAUAAUCUCAUCAAUGAAAUCCUAAAGAAAGGUAUGAAACCAUAUGUUACACUCUUUCACUGGGAUCUUCCCCAAGCCUUACAAGAGAAAUAUGGUGGUUUCUUAAGCCCUCGUAUUGUCGAUGACUUUAAAGCAUACGUAGAACUUUGUUAUAAGGAAUUUGGUGAUCGAGUACUGUAUUGGGUGACAGCUAAUGAGCCAUAUACCGUGAGUAACCAUGGUUAUGCAAUUGGGGUCCACGCACCAGGCCGAUGCUCUUAUUGGUACGACCAAACAUGCCUCGGUGGAAAUUCGGGUAUUGAACCAUAUUUGGUGACACACCACCAACUCCUUGCUCAUGUCGCCGCUGUAAAAUUAUACAAAGACAAAUAUCAGGCAUGUCAAAAAGGUGUGAUAGGAAUAACAGUGAAUACUUACUGGUUUGUGCCCACUUCUAAGGCAAAGCAUGAUAUAGAUGCUGCAUUUCGAGCUUUGGAUUUUAUGUUUGGAUGGUUUAUGGAACCAUUGAUAAGUGGUGACUAUCCACAUAGCAUGCGAUCUCUUGUUGGAAAACGAUUACCAAAAUUCACAGAUGAACAAUCCAAGUUGCUGAAAGGGUCAUAUGAUUUUAUUGGAAUAAAUUACUAUUCUGCUAGAUAUGCAAGCGCUUACCCUGCAGAUUAUAAAAUACCUACGCCUCCAAGCUACAUGACUGAUCCUUAUGUUAAUGUUACAACUGAGUUGAAUGGGGUUCCCAUUGGUCCACAGGCUGCUUCAGACUGGUUAUAUAUUUACCCAAAAGGACUUUACGAUCUUAUACUCUACACAAAGGAAAAGUAUAAUAAUCCAAUUAUGUACAUUACUGAGAAUGGUGUGGAUGAGUUCAAUAAUAACAAAGUACCACUUCAAAUAGCCCUUAAGGAUCCUGAUAGAAGUCGCUACUACUAUUACCACCUUUGUUACCUCCAAGCAGCAAUUAAAAAGGGUGCUAAUGUGCAAGGAUACUUAGCUUGGUCAUUUCUAGACAAUUUUGAAUGGAAUUCUGGAUACACUGUUCGGUUUGGUAUCAACUAUGUUGAUUAUGCCAAUGGACUGAAAAGAUACCCAAAAGACUCGAUGCAGUGGUUCCAAAAUUUCCUCAAGAUAUCAUAA